CCCUGCUGAUAAUUUGCAGUUUACAUGUCGCAAUCUAUUUGAAGUGUGAUUCAGCAUCAUCUGUUCGAGAUGGCGGGGCUUAUUUCGGUAAAGAGCGUUGAGGAUUUCGGAAAAGAGGUAGACCAAACUGUUAGCGGUCUGCUCGUGGUUCACUUCAGAGCACAAUGGGCUCCACAGUGUGAGCAGAUGGAUGGAGUCAUGGUAGAACUGGCCAAGGAACAUACGCAAGUCCGCUUCUCAACGGUUGAGGCUGAAGAACUUCCUGAAAUUUCCAAGCAGUACAGCAUUGCAGCAGUUCCCACAUUCAUUUUAAUCAAGGGCAAGAAUGAAGUAGACAGACUGGACGGAGCUAACGUACCAGAACUCACCAAGAAGGUCAAACACCAUGCUGACCCCAACGCCAGCCCUGUAAUGCUACCUGCAUCAUCACAACCACCUAAAGAGGACCUGAACACAAAGUUAAAGGGACUGAUCAACGCUGCCCCAUGUGUUCUGUUUGUGAAAGGAUCAAGACAGGAACCAAGAUGUGGGUUCAGUCGGACACUGAUGGGGCUGUUAGACGAGCGCAAGAUAGACUACAGCACUUUUGAUAUCCUAGGGGACGAGGAAGUGAGGCAGGGAUUGAAGAAGUAUUCUGAUUGGCCUACAUACCCGCAGGUGUAUGUAAACGGCGAGCUGAUUGGAGGACUAGAUAUCAUCAAGGAGCUAGAUGCUAGCGGUGAACUUGACCAAUCUCUUCCCAAGAAACAGGAUUUGGAUGACAGAUUAAAGGCACUGAUCACUCGAUCACCAGUGAUGCUCUUCAUGAAAGGUUCACCAGGAGAACCUAAAUGUGGAUUCAGUAGAACCAUCACCUCAAUCCUCACAGGCACAGGGCUUAAAUACGACACAUUUGACAUCCUUCAAGACCAGGAAGUAAGGCAGGGAUUAAAGACCUAUUCUAAUUGGCCGACGUUUCCUCAGCUUUAUGUAAGCGGAGAGCUGGUUGGAGGCUUGGAUAUCGUUAAGGAACUGCAAGAGUCUGGAGAAUUGGCAAGUAUGUUAGAAUGAUGACUCAUGUACCAUCAACUCUUCCUGGUUUUGUGAUUAAAGCCAUACCGGUAUGUGAAGACUCAGCAGUGGUUUCCAGCAUUUCUACCCUUGUCUGUCUCCUCUCAGACACCAU
Messenger RNA from Strongylocentrotus purpuratus (purple sea urchin), 1165 nucleotides. It is a transcript of the gene glrx3, whose product is annotated as glutaredoxin-3. The record is from RefSeq and is a predicted model, not a curated record. The coding region runs from base 70 to 1050 and encodes 326 amino acids. The transcript is spliced from 9 exons. Lineage: Eukaryota; Metazoa; Echinodermata; Echinoidea; Camarodonta; Strongylocentrotidae.